Penicillium alfredii is the source of this 387-nucleotide messenger RNA. RefSeq lists its product as uncharacterized. Gene Ontology annotation, cellular component: membrane. The coding region runs from base 1 to 387 and encodes 128 amino acids. The record is from RefSeq and is a predicted model, not a curated record. Gene Ontology annotation, molecular function: transmembrane transporter activity. The transcript is spliced from 2 exons. NCBI's taxonomy places the organism in Eukaryota, Fungi, Ascomycota, Eurotiomycetes, Eurotiales, Aspergillaceae. Gene Ontology annotation, biological process: transmembrane transport.
AUGGAUCGUUUUGGUUGCCGUGUGCUACUCAUGGUGUCCGCUGCGGGCUUAUCGCUGUGUUUCAUCAUGGUUGCCAUGUUGCUGUCCUUCGGCCAGCUUCAAACUGCGUAUGGCGCAACAGCAUUUAUAUUUCUUUUCCAAAUCUUCUACGGUCUGGGCUGGCUACCCGUUUCCUUGGUUCUAUCCAUCGGAAAUCAGCACAACACAUUUACGACCAAGAGCCUUGAACUCGAAGAUGUUAACUUGAUCUUCGCCAAGGGCGGCUUCACUGGCGGGGUCUUUUCCUCUCGAGGUCGAACAGUGGUUCCACACCAGCAUGCACAGGAAACGGAGAUAGGUGCUAAGCAGGAAACAGACAUCAUUGAAUAUGUCCAGCGGCAAUCAUAA